Messenger RNA from Desarmillaria tabescens, 454 nucleotides. RefSeq lists its product as uncharacterized. The transcript is spliced from 2 exons. The record is from RefSeq and is a predicted model, not a curated record. Bases 101 to 397 code for a protein of 98 amino acids. Lineage: Eukaryota; Fungi; Basidiomycota; Agaricomycetes; Agaricales; Physalacriaceae.
GCCCUCGCUUUGUAAAAAUGUGACCAUAUAUUCUACUUCGUCUUCUUUUGCCCUUUCGUUGGCCCUUUCGAGCUCGUUUAUUUAUAUCAGUACCUUUUAAAUGAUGGAUCGAUUUCAUCCAAUCCUCGUUUGUGUGAUUCUGAUUGUAACACUCGACUAUUGGUAUCAUUCUCAUUGGAAUGUUCCCCUUCUUCAUUCUUCAGUCUCCUUGGCAAACCAUUUCAUUUCCGAAACAAGACCCAGCCGCUUGGAUCGUGCGUCUUGUACAACACUUCCGACUGGGAGCAUGAAUACAGACCCCAGGUGUUCGUGUGCCUACCCCAAACAAGUCUACACGUCCAACAGAUCUCGCAACUCAUCACACUCAGCCCGCUCGCAACAGUGCAUUUCCGAAUGAUCAAAAUCAAAGAACGUGAACCCUUCCGCGGCUCAAGGUCACCAUGCCACGCAUCCA